Aspergillus glaucus CBS 516.65 is the source of this 529-nucleotide messenger RNA. RefSeq names its product histone H4. The record is from RefSeq and is a predicted model, not a curated record. Gene Ontology annotation, biological process: nucleosome assembly. Bases 12 to 323 code for a protein of 103 amino acids. The transcript is spliced from 2 exons. Gene Ontology annotation, cellular component: nucleosome. Gene Ontology annotation, molecular function: protein heterodimerization activity; DNA binding; structural constituent of chromatin. Lineage: Eukaryota; Fungi; Ascomycota; Eurotiomycetes; Eurotiales; Aspergillaceae.
CACUCGACAAUAUGUCUGGACGCGGCAAAGGUGGCAAGGGUCUCGGCAAGGGCGGAGCCAAGCGUCACCGCAAGAUCUUACGUGACAACAUCCAGGGUAUCACCAAGCCCGCUAUCCGCCGUCUCGCUCGCCGUGGUGGUGUCAAGCGUAUCUCCGCCAUGAUCUACGAAGAAACCCGUGGUGUCCUCAAGACCUUCCUCGAAUCCGUUAUCCGUGACGCCGUCACCUACACCGAACACGCCAAGCGUAAGACCGUCACCUCAUUGGAUGUGGUUUACGCUCUCAAGCGCCAGGGCCGUACCCUGUACGGUUUCGGUGGUUAAGCUGCUGUUUACCGAUUGAUAUUGUUUGCGUGCUUGGGUUUCGAUUUCGAUUUCGUGAUGGGUAUAUCUCGGGGUUUAUGGUUUAUACGGUUAACUGGGUCAUGGAGUAUCAAGGAUGCGGGUAUUUCUAAUGCGCUACGGAUUUAUCUACCUUUGUUUUACUGUCAGUGUGAAUAGCACUUGAUGGGUUCAGAAUUAGAGUGGAA